Thunnus maccoyii (southern bluefin tuna) is the source of this 3015-nucleotide messenger RNA. Its product is annotated as NLR family CARD domain-containing protein 3-like. The transcript has 9 exons. The record is from RefSeq and is a predicted model, not a curated record. The annotation marks the transcript as partial. Gene Ontology annotation, molecular function: protein binding. Lineage: Eukaryota; Metazoa; Chordata; Actinopteri; Scombriformes; Scombridae.
AUGUGUCAUAAAGAACGUGUUCAUGUCCACAGAGAGAGGAAGAGGAAGAGGAGGGGUGUUUCUGUGGAGGAGCAGCUGUCCUGCUGUUCUUUGUGUCAGGACGUCCUGAAGGAUCCAGUCUCUACCAGCUGUGGACACUGGUUCUGCAGACAGUGCAUCAGCUCAUACUGGGACCAGUCUGCUUCAUCAGGAGACUCCUCCUGUCCCCAGUGUGGAAAAAGAUCCAGAACAAGACCUGGACUGCAGACAGACAGUCAGACCAGCACUGUACAAACAGAAAGUGGUCUGCAGGAGGUUUUAGAUGAACAUAAGAUCAGUCUGAGGAGGAGAUAUGAAUGUGUGACUGAAGGAACUGAUGCAGCAGGAAGUGAAACCCUCCUCAACAGGAUCUACACUGAGCUCUACAUCACAGAGGGACAGAGUGAAGAGGUUAAUACCCAACAUGAGGUGAGGCAGCUUGAAGCAGCUUCCAAGAUGAAGAUCCACCAUGACACUCCAAUCAAGUGCCACGACAUCUUUAAACUCUUACCUGACCAACAGAAACACAUCAGAGUCGUUAUGACGAACGGCGUCGCUGGUGUUGGAAAAACCUUCUCAGUGCAGAAGUUCACUCUGGACUGGGCAGAGGGCUCAAAAAACCAAGACGUCAGUCUGGUGAUUCCGCUUUCAUUCAGGGAGCUGAACUUGAUCAAAGAUGAGCAGUACAGUCUCCUCAUGCUGAUCCAUGAUUUCCAUCCAACAUUACAGAAGGUCACAGCAGAGAAGCUCGAUGACUGUAAAGUUUUGUUCAUCUUUGACGGCCUGGAUGAAAGCAGACUUUCACUGGAUUUCAAGUUCAACAACAGGAAGGUCGUGUCUGAUGUCACACAGAAGUCAUCAGUCAACGUGCUGUUGACAAACCUCUGCAAGGGGAAUCUGCUUCCCUCGGCUCUCGUCUGGAUAACUUCCCGACCUGCAGCAGCCAAUCAGAUCCCUCUGACAUGUGUUGACAGGGUAACAGAGGUACGAGGCUUCACUGACGUCCAGAAGGAGGAGUACUUCAGGAGGAGAUUCAGUGAUGAAGAGCUGUCCAGCAGAAUCAUCUCACACAUCAAGACAUCCAGGAGCCUCCACAUCAUGUGUUACAUCCCAGUCUUCUGCUGGAUCACUGCUAGAGUUCUGGAGCACAUGUUGACUACAGACCAGAGAGGAGAGCUGCCCAAGAACCUGACUGACCUGUACUCACACUUCCUGCUGGUUCAGACAAAGAGGAAGAAGCACAAGUAUGAUGAAAGACAGGAGACGAGUUCACAGGAGCUGACGGAGGCUGACAGUGAAGUUCUUCUGAAGCUGGGGAGGCUGGCAUUUGAACAUCUGGAGAAAGGAAACAUCAUGUUCUACCAAGAAGACCUGGAGCAGUGCGGUCUUGAUGUCACAGAGGCCUCGGUGUUAUCAGGAUUUUGUACAGAGAUCUUCAAAAGAGAGAAUGUGAUCUUCCACAAAACAGUUUACUGCUUUGUUCAUCUGAGCGUUCAGGAGUUUCUGGCUGCAGUCUACAUGUACCACUGUUACACCAACAGCAACACAGAGGUACUGAAGGACUUCCUGGGAAAAUACAACAGUAACUCAUCCCUGGAUGACUUCCUGAAGAGAGCCAUGAAGAAAUCUCUCCAAAGUGAAAAUGGCCACCUGGAUCUGUUUGUGCGUUUCCUUCAUGGCCUCUCUCUGGAGUCCAACCAGAGUUUCUUAGGAGGCCUGCUGGGUCAGACAGAGAACAGUCCAAAAAUCAUCCAGAGAGUCAUCAACAACCUGAAGGAGAUGAACAUGUACAAUACCUCUCCUGACAGAAGCAUCAACAUCUUCCACUGUCUGAUGGAGAUGAACGACCUCUCAGUACAUCAGGAGAUCCAAGAGUUCCUGAAGUCAGAGAACAGAUCAGAAGAGAAACUCUCUGAGAUCCACUGCACAGCUCUGGCCUACAUGCUGCAGAUGUCAGAGGAGGUUCUGGAUGAGUUGGACCUGCAGAAGUACAACACAUCAGAGGAGGGACGACGGAGACUGAUCCCAGCUGUGAGGAACUGCAGAAAGGCUCUACUUUCUGGCUGUCGACUCUCAGAGACUCACUAUGAAGUUGUGGCCUCAGCUCUGAAGUCCAACCCCUCCCAUCUGAGAGAGCUUGACCUGAGUGGAAACCUCCUGAAGAGUGAGCCGACUGGUUCAAGAUUUGAGCUUCUAUCUGCUGGACUGGAGAGUCCAAACUGUAGACUGGAGAGAAGAGUAGUAGCAGGAAAUGCACAGAGAUUGUGGCUCUGCAUGUUGUCAGAGAUCAGCUGUGCUUCUCUGGUCUCAGCUCUGAAGUCCAACCCCUCCCAUCUGAGAGAUCUUGAUCUAAGAGGAAACAACCUGAAAGAUUCAGGAUUAAAACUACUGUGUGAUUUUCUGGAGAGUCCAGACUGUAGACUGGAGACUCUGAGAUUGAGUUCCUGCAGAUUGUCAGAGAUCAGCUGUGCUUCUCUGGUCUCAGCUCUGAAGUCCAACCCCUCCCAUCUGAGAGAUCUGAUUCUGUCUCACAACGACGUGUGUGACGUGAAGCAGCUGUGUGAUUUUCUGGAGAGUCCACACUGUAGACUGGAGGCUCUGGAAUUGAGUGGCUGCAGUUUGUCAGAGAUCAGCUGUGCUUCUCUGGUCUCAGCUCUGAAGUCCAACCCCUCAUCCCAUCUGAGAUAUCUGGAUCUAAGAGGAAACGACCUGAAGGACUCGGACAUGAAACGGCUGUCUGAUCUUAGGGAGAGUCCAGACUGUAGACUGGAGACUUUUCCAACUCAAAGCCCAGAAGACUCGGCCUUGUGUAGGAAUAGUAGCCGCAGAUUGACUGACUGCAGUUUGUCAGAGAUCAGCUGUGCUUCUCUGGUCUCAGCUCUGAAGUCCAACCCCUCCCAUCUGAGAAAGCUGGAUCUGACUGGAGGAGAGUUUCAAGAAUCAGACAUGAAGCUACUGUGUGAUUUUCUGGAGAGUCCAGACUGUAGACUGGAGUAU